AUGUCCUAUCGAUCAACUUUACCAAAGUGGUAUAUUAAUCCAUUGCUCAAUCAUGGUUUAAAUAUUUGUACAAUGUGCGGUUCACAAUCUUACGUGGAUAUUCGCAUACCGAUUUGUCCUGGAUGUGAUGGAAUUAUCGCAGAUUCUCCACGAAAUGCUCGUUAUGAACACCUCUGUGCGAAUUGUAGUCGAACACGUACGAUAUGCAGAUCCAUUCUUUGUUUCUAUUCGGUCUUAUUCGCUACGACAACAUACGCGUUUCCAAUAACUAUUCAAUUAACUCAAGGACAACUCGCUUCACAAUUAGCUCUUGCCGCUGUUCAAACUGGACAAUUGACAUCUGCUCUAUCAGGUAGUGCUGCUCUCAAUAAUUUAAAUAAUUAUGAUCUGAGUGGACAUGCAAAUGUAAGUGUUCCAAUCUACAAUGGAGGAUCUAAUCAACCAUCUGUCGGUAUUGGUGGCACUGCUGAUGCAAGUUUUGGUUCGAAUAAUGGACAACUAUAUGGACCGAACCCGAACUAUGAUGUUGGUCUUGGAAUAAAUAUUCCAUUGGGAAAGAAAUGA
Molecule: messenger RNA, 564 nt
Organism: Adineta ricciae
Lineage: Eukaryota; Metazoa; Rotifera; Eurotatoria; Adinetida; Adinetidae
Source: the annotation of a GenBank genome assembly